AUGGGAUUUGAAUCAAGAGGUGUAUAUAUAUGGCCAAGUGGAAAUAUUUACAGUGGUACGUGGCUGAAAGGCAAACGUCAUGGUGAAGGUGUACAAAUUAAAGGACGUUGGGUAUACAGAGGAUCAUUCACAACUGGAUUCUGUGGUCGCUAUGGUAUCAAGGAGUCUUUGACCAGUUGUGCUAAUAUGAAGGAAACCAAUUCUGAUGGAAGUAUAUAUGCUGGAGCAUGGUCAAAAGGUAUGCGUCAAGGACUUGGUGUUCGGCGUUCAGCUCCCUAUGCCCUAGCAGCUGAAUUUAAUCGUACAGUACGUGCAGCACAGUCACAAAAUAGUUUGCCAUCUGGAACAGAUUCGGAACGUGGUUGGCGAGGCACUAACAGUUCUGGAGGAGGAAGCGGUGGAGACGUCAGAAACAGCGCAGAGAGAGGACGACCCGAUGAAAGAAGGAGUGGAUUUGUCCUGCGUUCCACAUCUUGUCCUCUGCCAUCAUCGCAAUCAAAUACUUCAAGAAGUAGCUCAUCAGGUUAUCGAAGUGCCACACCAACAACGGAGAAAAAGUCUCUCUUUAAGCGAGGUAUUUUUAGGAAACUUCGAAAGCAGAAAUCAACAGGUGAUUUGUCCAUGGUAGGAGGAAGGGCAGUGGGGACAUUCUCAACUUGUGGAAGUGGAGGCGGUGGACUAUUCCACAGUCGUGGACGUCGUCCAGGGGGAUCAUUACGGUCAAACAUAAGCACCUCAAGUCAGAUUACGACUAACUCAUUCGGUCGAGGUGACGUAAAGGGUUUAGGAAAUGGUGGUCAAGGACUCCCAGAACUUAUGGAUGAACCCUUAGGACCUAAUGUGACCGAAACUUAUAGUGGUCAGUGGAAUGAAGACAGACGUUCUGGAUAUGGUGUUGCUGAACGUUCUGAUGGAUUACGUUAUGCUGGAGAAUGGUUUAAUAAUAAAAAAGACGGGUAUGGAGUUACGUAUCGUACAGACGGUACAAAGGAAGAAGGCAGGUAUAAAGAGAACAUACUAGUCCAAGCCUUAAACAGGAAAAGCAAAUUAUUUAUGCUUCGACAUACAAAGUUACGAGAUGCCAUAGAAGAAGCAGUAAAAAAUGCUGAAGAUGCAGCAAAGAAGGCUCAAGAAAGUUCUUACGAAUCAGCCUACCAAAGAGCUCAAACUGCAAGAACAGUUGCAGGUACAGCGGAUGCACGUGCACGAGAAGCUCGUAAGCUGUCCGAAGAGGCUAGAGCGAUAGCAAGGGAAUUCUCUCCAGAAUUCGUUCAAUUAGGACUCCAAUGGGAAAAACAAAAUCCAUUGAUGAAAAAAGAUAUUUUGGAUACAGUUCAAACCGUGAAGAGGAUGUGA
Messenger RNA from Heterobilharzia americana, 1356 nucleotides. The record is from the annotation of a GenBank genome assembly. NCBI's taxonomy places the organism in Eukaryota, Metazoa, Platyhelminthes, Trematoda, Strigeidida, Schistosomatidae.